Molecule: messenger RNA, 849 nt
Organism: Helianthus annuus (common sunflower)
Lineage: Eukaryota; Viridiplantae; Streptophyta; Magnoliopsida; Asterales; Asteraceae
Exons: 1
Coding region: 120-734 (204 amino acids)
Source: RefSeq, a predicted model, not a curated record
AAUUCACUCCUUAUAAAUACUACUCUAUAUGAUCAUCAUACAGUUUCAUACUUCCAUUACAAUUUAGUUGCCAGAAUAUCCGGACUCGGAUCACCGGAGCGGUUAACGUGUUAUGAUCGAUGGCAAAAGGUCGGACACUUACAAUCAGCCGAAGCGAGCGUUUUUUCGGGAGCUAUGGGUACAACGGCAACGACCAUGACGCGGUGGACAAUGAUGUAGAAUUAAGAGAAGAUGACGUAUGGUCUAUGGUUGAUGAUGUGGUCAACGGCACAGGUUCCAACGAGGGCGAUCAACAUAUUAUCACUAGUGAUUGGACCUCACGCGCCUCUAUGGGAGGUGCUACAAGAAGUCGUGGGCGUGCGGGCGGAUUAUCCGUGGUGUUUGAUGAUCAGCCUGUAAAGAUGGCUGCGGCGUCAAAGAGGAUCGUUCACCAGUUUCGCAACGGAAGUGACAACAUGGCGUCUCCACGUGGACGCCAUGUUGCCACUUCCGCACCAGUGAACGUGCCUGAUUGGUCAAAAAUAUAUCGAGUUGACUCAGUUGAGUCGAUGCAUGACUCGGAUGAUGGGACAGAUGAACAUGACUCGGAUAUGGUCCCACCACAUGAGUACUUAGCGCGUAGUCAUAGAUCAGCCGCCAAGUCAGUUUUUGAAGGCGUCGGUCGGACCCUUAAGGGCCGAGACAUGAGCCGGGUUCGUGAUGCCGUUUGGAGCCAAACCGGAUUUGAUGGCUAGAACAAAUAUUAAACAUGAUUUUUUUUUUUUUUUUGUUAUUUAUUCGUCAUUAUUUAGACCCGAAUAUAUAAAAAAGAAAAUAUUUCGAUUUUUAACUGAAAUUAACCUUCCAAGA